Molecule: messenger RNA, 2553 nt
Organism: Aspergillus wentii DTO 134E9
Lineage: Eukaryota; Fungi; Ascomycota; Eurotiomycetes; Eurotiales; Aspergillaceae
Exons: 9
Coding region: 205-2553 (782 amino acids)
Source: RefSeq, a predicted model, not a curated record
AGGGAGAUCUCAAGAAACAUAUCUCUUCGAGGUUCUGUUCCCUUCCUUUUCUUGGUCUUCUCUUCCAUCCCUCGACCAUUUUUGGGGCGACGUAUUAUCCACAGGUCUCAAGAUUCAUCCUGUGUCAUCGCCUGGGAAUUCGUCGUCUCUUUAACCCACAUCCUUCUUUCCCUUUCAUUUAAUGUGCGUUGCAUUUUGACAAGAAUGGAUCAUGAAACUUCUGGUGCCCAAGAAUGGGCGUUACCAGGCUAUGGUCGAGCAACCUCCAGAGCUCGUGGAGCGGCACCACGUCUGAUGACAACUCAGACCCGAGCAUCCACACAAAGGGGGCCCGUUCGAAGCGAAGCAGCUGUGCAGAGAAAGAAUACCCAGGGACAAGCAGCACAACAGCCUUCUGUGCCUCCAAGUGCUCCUACAGGCAGAGGAACCUUUCGGGGAAUAAGGGCGCGUGGAAAUUUUGGUGCGGUGCGCUCUCAGCCUAGGGCUGCAGCCUCACGCAACCCAAGCCGUCUUUUCAAGGACUCUCCUGCAAAAUCGAAAUGGAGAUCUGGAGCUCAACCCACUGGUGCUGUGAGAUUGCCCAUGGCUUUUGGCCAAUUCAAAUACGAAUUCUUUGGUGUGGCAAGGACAACAGCUCUGGGAAGAAAGACCCCGAUUACCCAAGGGCGAUUUGAGGCUUUCGAAGACAUUUGUCGUAAAACAGGUGCCCACGUCAAGCCGCCUGGCUACACUGAUCAGGUUAUCUAUUUAUGGGGCGACUCGACGCAGGUUACGGCUGCUAGAGAGCUGAUUCAAAGGCUCAUUGCCAAGUGCAAUGUCUUCCCCGACAAGAAGAAGGUUGAAUGGACCAAGAUCAAUGCUCAUUCAACAAACAAAGAGGUAGAUAUCGAACUGAAGGAAAGGCGUGAGGUCAUGAUACAGCAGCUUAAGAAAGCACCAGAAGUACAAUCGGCAUUCCCGGAGCAGUUACUCUUUCUUUGGCCCCGAGACGGACCCUCCUUGACUGAAUCUCUCGGCACACAGCUCGAAGCUCUUGAUGUCAUACGGGCUAGAUUCGGAUGUCAUAUAUUCGUCCCAAAAGACCUGCCGGACUAUAUCUGCGCUCUUGGUCAAAGCCAUGAAACGAUGCGACAGAUUGCUCAUCUCCUUAGAACAAAGUGGAGCGAAACCAUGGCAAACAGCAACAUCAAAUCCAAGGCUUACGUUGUCGAACCUCCCGAGAUAAAUUCUAUGAGGAGGAUUGUGGUUAAGAAAAACAAACAUUUUGCCAAAGCAUUUCUGCAGGGAGAUCGCCUGCAUGACUUUCAGCUAGAGAAUUGGCGUGGUAGAUUUGCACUGAUACAAUCAAAGAAUAACGCUCGUCUGCUCAGUGCCAUCGAAAAAGCUUUGCGAGGCGUUGUCUUCGUUCGUGGGCAUCUGCGAAUGCGUGUCAAUAUUGGCUCUUUUGUACUUGACGAGUACCGGCUUCCUGCAGAUGACAAACCGUCAUACGGAUUUGAAGAGUUCAGAGAGAUGCUACUUCAUGAACAAACAAAGGGCCGCUUGAUUCCAGGACUGAGUAUUGGCCAAGAUAAGCUGCUCGCUAAAUGUUUCAAGGCUACCAAGCUUCUUGAACCAUACGAAAGUACCUCACACUCUCUGGAACAUGCCGAGCCAGCCUACUCUGUGAAUUUCGAAUUCCUGGGGUCCAACAAUGCUCUCCUUCGGCUGGAGGCAGAAUUUGCGAAGAGCCCUGGCGCUCAGGAAUAUGAGAUAACUCAGCGCCGAUGGCUUCGACCUCGUAAGAGUGGCCAGUCCACUCACAAACGGUCCCCUCUUCAACUUGCGGUUAUCGAUUUUGAAAGAUGUGAUUGGCAGGUCGAGAUCAAGUCUCUGGAGUUUCAUGAAACAUCCUCGAUCGAUACAGCAUUGAAAUCGUUCUCGCACUCCAUAGGUUUUCAACGUACUGCCACCAUGGGCGAUUUAUCUGCAAAGCCUCAAAGGAAGGUUACCUUCCCUGCUUCAGCCCCAGUGUCUAAGUUCAUAGAGAAAACCGCCGUUCGAUAUCGACUAAAGGGGACCAAGUAUAUCUUCGAGAUUGCCCGCUAUGAUGAGUAUAGUCGCACUAGUACCCCGGCCUUCCCGGGGCAAAGUCCAGCAACAAUAACUGGUCACAUAUCCGCAAACCCUUCCACUUCCUGGGGUGCGUCCGUAUUCGAUCCUAAUUGGGAUAAUCUUCUCGGAGAGCAUGCAAAUCUGCCAGUCGGUCAUUCCGCGCGUUAUAAUCCCAACCUGGACACAUUCUUUCCGCCUAAGAAUCAGCCCGGACCGGAAGACAAAUACCUGGGUUUCUGGGAUUUCAUUAACUUGAUCAAACAGGUCGCUGAGCUUCUUGGUCCGGAGCAGACUUCUUCCCCAGAUAGACCUCAGGGCAGUGCCAACAAGGCUUCUGGGUCUUCUUCGGCUGUCCCAGGUGCUCUAAAUAGCCAAGUUUUAUCGAACAGCUCUUCACCUACAAUUGACGCCAAGGAUCUUGCUGGGCUGUUGGAUGCUGACUUGGGUACUUUGUUCUAA